CAAAUGGGUGUAAACGUCACACGCGUGCGCGGUACAAUGUGCAGUUGUCAAGCUAGUUUUAUUUUUCUUGUUUGUGAAUUUGUAAUGGAUAAAUUUUGAACAAUGAAGUGAAAAGAUGAUGGGAGAUCAGUUUCGAAAAGUAGAACAAUAUUCACCAAAAUCAUCACCACGUGGGGCCCGGUCUCCAGUUGUAUCUCGUCAGGAUUCGUCCGGAACAUUAAAAACGACAAUUUUGCUAGGAAAGAACCCAUCCAUAGUCCCUAGUGGACCUUUCUACUUGUUGAAGGAACCUCCAGCUGAAUCUGAACUAACAGGUGCUACAAAUUUGAUGACCUACUAUGGCUUAGAGCACUCAUAUAGUAAAUUCAGUGGAAAGAAAUUAAAGGAGCAGUUGUCUUCAUUCUUGCCCACCUUACCAGGUGUGAUAGACUCACCAGGGCUGCAAGACAAUAGCUCAUUGAGGUCAGUGAUAGAAAAACCUCCAAUUGGUGGCAAAGAAUUGUUACCUUUAACUAGUGUGCAGUUGGAUGGCUUCAGGCUACAUCCAGGACCAUUACCUGAACAAUACCGUUAUACCAACACUGUCCCCAUAAAGAAGCACAAGAACAAACACAAAAAGCAUAAACACAAAGAAGGAGGUCUUCCCAGUCAAGAAACUACAGUAACAGACACAGCCAAUGAUACCCAUGAGAAGAAGCACAAAAAGCAGAAAAGGCAUGAUGAAGACAAAGAAAGGAAAAAGCGGAAAAAGGAGAAAAAACGAAAAAAGCAGAAGCAUAGUCCUGAACAUAGUGGAGGUCUGACGCCAAGCCAGCAUUCAAGUUGAAACUUGCUUUUCUCAUAAGUGUACCUAAAUGCAAUCAUAAGUUUUCUUUUUUAUAAUUUAUGAAUGUAAGUUUAAAGUGUGUUUAUCCUUUAUUGAUUAAUACAGACUGUUAUUUUUUCAUA
This is a messenger RNA of Acanthoscelides obtectus, 948 nucleotides long. Lineage: Eukaryota; Metazoa; Arthropoda; Insecta; Coleoptera; Chrysomelidae. The record is from the annotation of a GenBank genome assembly.